GAUAUCAAAUUCUUCCCGCACUAGACCCAUCCAUGAUGGCCUCUCAUCCGCGCUCCUCCAGCAUCGAUCUGGACUCCCCCGAUCGCCCAUUCGAUAACAUCAUCAACUUCCGGGAUGUUGGUCGUUCCAUCAACCGACUCAUGGGGAAAAAGGUCUUGAACGAAGGUGUUCUAUUUCGCAGCGCAAGGCUAGAUGAUGCCUCGGAAAGAGAUAAACGGCGUUUAACGGAUGAACUUCAUAUAGCUACUAUUAUUGAUUUGAGGUCUACAUCCGAACACCAAAUGGCAACCGCCAAACUCCAUGCCGAAUCGGGAACGUCUGCUCCCCCCAAUAUCAACACAGACCAUCUAUUCCAAUUGCCCCAUGUCCGCCGGCAACUGAUUAGUCUGGCUGGGAAAGCCUUCGAGCGAUCAUUGCUAUGGCGCUUGGACUGGUGGAAUUUCUUGUAUGAAUAUCUUCCUUUCUUGGUUUCCCCCCCCCUCUCUAGGUGUAUGGGGUGGAUGAUGGAUAAAACGACCGGAAUAAGCAACGGGGAAACUAAUGAAGUCAACAGCAAGGUCCUUGCUCUCGCGGCGUCCGGGUACCGUAUAGAUGCAGUGAUGAUUAUCGGGCAACAGGUCAUGUCGCCUAGGGGUCUGAUCGGAUUGGGUCUGGAUAUGCUCGAUAGCAGCACGGCCGAGAUGAGAGAGAUCUUUGAGCUCUUCGCGUCGCAGAAUGACGGCGCGGACCGGACGUAUCCGGUUCUGGUGCACUGUACCCAGGGAAAGGACCGUACGGGGCUCGUGGUUCUGAUGUUGCUGCUUUUGACAGGUGUUGUGAGUGACGAGGCUAUGACGGCGGAUUAUGUGCAGUCGGAGCCGGAGUUGGUGGUUGAGGCGGAGGAGCGGAUGAAGGAGAUUCGGAAGUUGGGCUUGCCUGAGGACUAUAUCAAGUGUCCGGAUUGGUUUACAGUGGAGAUUAGGAGGCAUCUAGACGAGAGAUACGGCGGUGUUGAUGGGUAUCUGAGGUUCGUCGGGGUUGAGAAGAAGAAGUUGGAUGUCAUUCGAGAGGCCCUGAUUGCUUGA
Aspergillus nomiae NRRL 13137 is the source of this 1064-nucleotide messenger RNA. RefSeq names its product putative tyrosine/serine protein phosphatase (gene ptyA). The transcript has 4 exons. The coding region runs from base 33 to 1064 and encodes 343 amino acids. NCBI's taxonomy places the organism in Eukaryota, Fungi, Ascomycota, Eurotiomycetes, Eurotiales, Aspergillaceae. Gene Ontology annotation, molecular function: phosphoprotein phosphatase activity. The record is from RefSeq and is a predicted model, not a curated record. Gene Ontology annotation, biological process: dephosphorylation.